GCAUGCUCAGAAGCGAGCCGGCUGCCAGGCAUUGCGGUUCUCAGUUUCCUUGCUGCUCCGUCUGGGGUUUUUCUUCAUUCGAGAUUUCUUUCACUUGUUUGUUUUUCGAAAUUGCCCAGUGUGCUAUCGUGACCACUUUUCUUGUGAUGAUCAAAAACUAGUGUGUGGCUGAUUUUUCUUUUUUUGAAAAAGAGUACUGGACCAUCAUAAAACUUGGAUCGUGUGCGCGUGUGGAUCGACUGUUAUCGGGUCAACACAUUACCCGCAACACUCACACACCACCUCCAUUGGAUUUUCGUUUGUUUUGCAUCCACGUUUCACGGAAUACUUUUUGCUGUGUGUGUGUGUGUGUUGUCUCCAUCGGAUAAAACUUCCGUGUCAACGGUUAAUAAAUGAAACUCUUUGAAUAAGCCAGGUGACGUGUCGUUGUUUGCAGAAUUUCAACGUGUCGUGAAAGAAACACAACAAUAAGAGAGACAAGCAUCAGGAACAACUUUUUCAGAGUGAUUGUUUUUUGCACGCGUUAACCAUCCCUCUAGUGGAAGCCAACAUUUCCGGCCCAACAUCAAUUCUUUUUGAUUAAAUCACGAAGCUCUUGAGCUCGCCUUGUGGACAUCUUCGAACAAGGUUCGACUGGCACACAUUUCCUGCGGCUCUCCCGCUGUUCCAAAUAGCUGAGCAUAAGCGCCAAAAACGAACGCUGCAGCAUCUGCAGGUCAUUCGACAGAGGGAAGAGCCCGGAAGUUGCGGGAUUCCUAUCAAGGAAUAGAGAAUAACAAUUGAUCAGCCGUCCGUCGUAUCGUUAACCGUCGCAAUCGACCUCUUCGUUCAACAGGAUAAGUGACGAGACUGUUGUACGUGCAACAACCCGUUUUCUCGCUGUUCGUCGGCUGUCAUGGUGAGUCAUUAUGAUCAUCAUCAUUUCUCUAUAGCAGCCGGCAUUUUCAUCGAUUCCGUAAGCAUUACGUAUAGUAACCGAUUAGAGAUGAGCAACCGCAACAUCAUCGAGACAUCCAGCGACAUCAUGGAUCAUCACAAUCAACAGUUUAGACAAUCGUCACCAUCCCCAGCACCGACCAGAAGACCAGAUUCACAUUGGCUGCGGUGGUCACUCGUGGUUUUAGCUUUCUUUUGCUGUGUGGGCGUAUCGAAUGGACAAAAUUCCGCCAACGGCCAACAAGUCCGGCACGCACAGAGAUUCGAACGUGAACCUGAAGACCAAACUGCCGUCGUGGGUGAGACGGUCGUCAUGGCUUGUCGGGUCCUUAACAAGGCCGGCGUGCUCCAGUGGACCAAGGACGAUUUUGGUCUAGGCAGCGACCGCAAUUUGAGCGGAUUCGAACGAUAUAGCAUGAUUGGCACCGAAGACGAAGGCACUUUCUCCUUGCAGAUUCGACCGGUGACGUUAGAGGAUGACGGCCGUUUCCAGUGUCAGGUUAGCCCAGGCCCUGAAGCGGCUUCAAUGGCUAUCCGUUCGCGUUAUGCUACUCUGGCCGUCACCAUCCCUCCCGAGCCUCCUCAGAUCGUGCAGGGUUCGCAUUUGAUCACGACGGAGGAUCGAGAAGUCGAAUUGGAAUGCCAAUCUCGGGCUGGCAAACCAGCAGCUGAGAUUAUUUGGUUAGACGGGGAUGGUAAUUUGAUAACCAACAAUGUGGAAGUCUUCAAAGAAGUGCUGGCCGAUGGCAAACGUACCAAUGUCAAAUCGGUGUUGAAACUAUCACCGAAGAUGCACUACCACAACAAAAACAUCACCUGUCAAGCUCAGAAUGCGGCCGAACGAUCACCUCGAAGCGUUUCGCUGCUGAUGGAGGUCAAGUACGCACCGAAAGUGACCGUCACACUGGAGCAGGAACGGAUAGCCGAGCUGGAAUCGGUCCGUUUGUCAUGCCACGCUGAUGCCAAUCCACCCAACGUGAUUUAUAAGUGGUACAUUAACGACGAGAUCGCACACGGUGACUAUUCAACCGAAUUGAUCAUCGCCAGCGCUAGCCGCCAGCUCAAUGACGCCAUCGUCAAAUGCGAAGUCACCAACGCCGUCGGCAAAGGCGAAGACAAUCAAACGCUUAGCGUUCACUACAGUCCCGAAAUCCGAAGCCGACCCGCUAACGUAGAAGCCGAUAUCGGAGGUAACGUGACACUGCGUUGUGACGUGAAUGGAAACCCAGAGCCUGAAAUCAGCUGGACUUUCGAGGGUUCGAGGCGUGUUCUAAGUACCGGGCCAGCCUAUACUUUCUGGAUGAAUCAUGACAUGGCCGGCAAAUAUACGUGCACGGCACGUGUGCCUGGUUUUGCUGAAGUGUCAGCGGACGCUCACGUUUUCUUGAAAGGUCCCCCAACUGUUAGGAGUAAACGGAUCCAAUUUGGUCUCGAAGGAGACACGGUGCGCAUCGAGUGUGUAGCGUUUGCCAUCCCUCGGCCGUCUAAAAUAACAUGGACACACCGGGGAUACGAAAUCGAUGCCGGUGAUCCUUAUGUAACGUUUAAUAACGAUCCGCUUCCGGACGGUGUGCGCAGUACAUUAAUCAUCCGCGAAGCAAACGACAAGUACUUUGGCUCUUACAACUGUUCGGUAGCCAAUGAUUACGGCAUGGACGCAGCCGAAAUUAUUCUCCGAAAAGAAACUGGGAAUUUGCAAUUGUUGUUCAUCUCUGCCGGAGUCGUGGGUGGAAUCGUGUUAUUAAUUGCUUGCGUGAUGGUCAUCGUCGUAUGCCAAAGAAGAUCCAAUAAGAAAGUAGAAGAAGGAGACAAAGGCGAUAGGACGUCGAAACAGUCGGAUCAAACGUCCAACAAUGAUUCCGACUUGAAAGUUGACAUCAGAACGGCAUCGUCGUUAAGCAAUCCACCGGAAUCGGAGCAAUGGGAUGACAGUAGUGAAAGGAUUACACCUCGGGCUGUCAUCACCAACGGAGAUGCUAUGUAUCGCUAUGCUCCCGGAGACUAUACCGACGCCCAAUGUUUCCCACCACCCAAAGCCGAAGGUCACAACAACAACGGAUACGUGCCUUAUGUCGAUUAUGGAAGAGACUACAAUCCCGCAUUCGCCGGCGUAUCGAACAGUCAAGCCUCAUUGUAUGCCACCAACCCUCACACGGUUAUACCAAUGACGGGCAUUGAUCCGCGCUUCUCGGCCGCUUACGGCAAUCCCUACUUAAGAAGUUCGACGACGUCGCUACCGCCACCCCACUUGAACGGUGGUUUGGCGACAUACGGGUCGGUCAGGAGCGGUCCAGCACCUCAAGUCGCUCCUGCACGGACACCACCUCCAUCGGCCGUGUCUCCUCAUUCUCAGUAUAUCGUGUCAAACAAAGCCCAGCUCAAACCGGGUACUUUGGCAACCCACGUUUAACACAGAAAUUGCCCAUCAUAUUGUAAACAAAUCCUUUUUUUUUUUCCCUCUCCCUUGUUUCAAACCGUUUUUCAUUCGCCCUUAAUCUUUAUAUAUAUAUAUGCAAGCUAACCAGUUCAUUUUUCAUUGAAAACCUUGUUAGUUUUGUUUGAUUUUGGUUCUUUAUUUUUGCUGAUGAACCAUGUUGUGUGCCGUCGCCAGUCAGCCUCUUGUUUCCUCUUCGACGACUUCCAACGAUCUUGAUGAUGACGCAGAUGGCAGAGGCUACUCAAACCAGAUUAUUUUUUUUUUUUUAAUAUCAUGUACUUUGCCGUGCGUGUCAGGGCGCGAACGUCUAUUCACUUUUCUCGGUCGAGAAAAGUUUACAAUGCGGGUCAAGGUGUCUAAACGCGGAAUGCCGAAAAGAAAAGACAAUGGCAAACGUUUUGAGCCGUUGAUCUUGUAACGACAGUCAAAACAAUUGUUGUCUAUGAGCUAUAAAGAGAAACUUGAAAUUAUUUUUCUUCCGAAUUUUGAGAUUGGUUCGUGACUUGGAAGAAUUAAGCUCUUCGUGGUAUGUUCCGCAACGCGCUUGGCACAUAACACAACCACACAACUUCCUUGCCACUAAUGUAAAUAAAUGAAAGAGGAACUCCGGUCACCUCUUUAUCUUGUGUUUUCGAUUCUCGACUCGCGAGGUUGUACAAAAAUCCUCUUACAAGUUUGUGCUGUAAAUAUUUUUCAUUGAAUUCAAGAUAAUGCUGCCCGUUCAUUUCGUCACCAUUUCCGACUAUUUAAUCAGCCCAAGAUGCCAAAGUUCCUGUGUUAAGUCGAUAAUCGAUCAAUCACAAACGGGCAAUGAUUUAAUAUUCUUCAUAUACCGUAAGAAAUUUAUAGCCACGGCGAGCAAUUUUUGUAACAUGUUCUGCUGAUUUUUUUGGCUCGAUUAUCGGAAGAAAAGACUAUCAAAUGGUGGACACGAUUUUUUCAUGUAUACAGAUUGGCCGAUUUCGUACUUGUAUGAAUUGAAUACACAAUGUGUUGACUUCUGAAA
Daphnia magna is the source of this 4379-nucleotide messenger RNA. Its product is annotated as irregular chiasm C-roughest protein. Gene Ontology annotation, cellular component: cell-cell junction. NCBI's taxonomy places the organism in Eukaryota, Metazoa, Arthropoda, Branchiopoda, Diplostraca, Daphniidae. Gene Ontology annotation, biological process: cell-cell adhesion. Gene Ontology annotation, molecular function: cell adhesion molecule binding. The record is from RefSeq and is a predicted model, not a curated record. Bases 896 to 3346 code for a protein of 816 amino acids. The transcript has 13 exons.